Maudiozyma saulgeensis is the source of this 1575-nucleotide messenger RNA. NCBI's taxonomy places the organism in Eukaryota, Fungi, Ascomycota, Saccharomycetes, Saccharomycetales, Saccharomycetaceae. The record is from the annotation of a GenBank genome assembly.
AUGUCGAGAGAUAAUUUUAAUUUUAAAUUUAGUCAAUGUUUUGGUGAUAAAGCUGAUAUUGUUGUUACUGAGGCUGAUAUAAUAACCGCAUCAGAAUUUGAUCAUUCAGGAAAUUUUUUAGCCACGGGUGAUAAAGGUGGUAGAGUUGUAUUAUUCGAAAGAAGUAAUAGUAAACAUUGUGAAUAUAAAUUUUUAACGGAAUUUCAAAGUCAUGAUGCAGAAUUUGAUUAUUUGAAAUCUUUAGAAAUUGAAGAAAAAAUUAAUCAAAUUAAAUGGUUAAAACCUGUACAAAAAUCACAUUUUUUAUUAAGUACAAAUGAUAAAACAAUUAAAUUAUGGAAAAUUUAUGAAAAAAAUAUCAAAUUAGUUAGUGAAAAUAAUUUAUCAGAAGGUUUUGGUUUAAAACAAAAAAAUAUUAUUAUUGGUAAUGAUUCAAUGAAAUCAGUACUUAAAUUAAAUAAUUUAAAAUUACCAAUUUUAUCACAACAUGAUAAAAUUAUUGCAGCAACUCCAAAAAAAAUUUAUGCAAAUGCACAUACUUAUCAUAUUAAUUCGAUAUCACCAAAUUCUGAUCAAGAAACUUUUUUAAGUGCAGACGAUUUAAGAAUUAAUCUUUGGAAUUAUGAUUUACCUGAAGAAAGUUUUAAUAUAGUUGAUAUUAAACCUGCAAAUAUGGAAGAAUUAACGGAAGUCAUUACAAGUGCAGAAUUUCAUCCACAAGAAUGUAAUUUAUUUAUGUAUUCUUCAUCAAAGGGUACAAUAAAAUUAUGUGAUAUGAGAUUAAAUGCAUUAUGUGACGAUAAACCAAUAAUUUUUGAAGAAUAUACAAAUCCAAUUAAUCAUAAUUUUUUCACAGAAAUUACAUCAUCAAUCUCAGAUAUUAAAUUUAGUCCGAAUGGUAGAUAUAUUGCAUCAAGAGAUUAUUUAACUGUAAAAAUUUGGGAUAUUAAUAUGAAUAAUAAACCAUUAAAGACGAUUAAUAUUCAUGAACAAUUAAAAGAAAGAUUAAGUGAUACAUAUGAAAACGAUGCAAUUUUUGAUAAGUUUGAAGUUGAAUUUAGUGGUGAUAGUUCAAGUAUAAUGACAGGCUCAUACAAUAAUAAUUUUAUGAUAUAUCCAGAUGUUGUUAAAACUAAUGAAGAUGAAAAUCCUUGCAUAGUGAAAACAUUUGAUGAAAACAAUAAUAAUAAUAGCAAUAAUAUUGGAAGUGGAAGUAGUAGUAAUAAUAAUAAUAAUAAUAGAUCCAAAAAUAGUCAUAGUAAUAAUAAUAAACAGCAUAAACACAAGAAUAAUAAUAAUAACAAUAAUAAUAAUAGUAAUAGUAGUAAUAAUAAUAAUAUGUUUGAAGGAAAUAAUGAUAAUGAAAAUAAAAUUGAUGAAAUUGUGUUACAAGCAGAUAAAACAGCAUUUAGAAAUAAACAAUUUGGUUCAUUAUCGCAACGAACCGCUAGAAAUAAAGAAUGGGGUGAUGAUAUUGAUUUUAAGAAAAGUAUCUUACAUUUUUCAUGGCAUCCAAAAGAGAAUAGUAUUGCAAUUGCUGCAACUAAUAAUUUAUUCAUUUUCUCUGAAUUGUAA